UUAAAAUGGUCUGUUUCCUAAAAAGAUUAAGAGUGUGCACUUUGGAGUUGGACAGAUAUGGGUUUGAAAGGUAGUUGUGUAACCACUAGCUCUGUGACCUUGGGAAGUUACCUAAUAUUGGUGGGCCUCAGUUAUUUUAUUUGUAAAAGUGAGAUUGAUGAUAAAAGUAGCAAACACCCAUUGAGUGCUUAUUAUGUGCCAGGAAGAUGUAAAAAUUUCCAUCCGUUUCAAUAAUAGUACCAUAUGGGAAAAUGAGUUAAGUGAUUGGUGAAGUGGCUUUCCAUGGCCACAAAGGAGGCAGCUGACUUGAACCAAGGUCAGCCUGACUCUAGAGAUGGUGCCUUUACAACUACUACCCAAUAUCUAGCUCAUUGGGCUAUUGUGAUGAUUAAAUUUGGGAAUGGAUGUGAUCCUCAAUGCACAGGCCCGACACAUAAAGAGCUCCAUCAAUCAGGCUGAAUCCCAUGAAGUUGCUGAUACUUGAUCGAUUUUUUAACCACCUCAAAUGACCAUUUCAUAUGGUUCAACCUAGAAGAUGAUGAUAAUGACGAAUCAUUAAUGAACAGGUUAGCCAGGCUGAAGAGAUUUUUUCAAAAAACGAGUAGGGGAUGAAAAAUUGAUGCAUGUUUCAAAUAAGUAUUAUUUCUUCAAAUGAGUUUCAGAAAGCAGGUUUCCUUCCGCUCUGUGACACUAGGUCGGUGCUAUGUAAUGACCUGGAUAUGAAUGAGGUACCUACGAACUUCCCUGUGGACACUGUGAAGCUUCGCAUAGAGAAGACCGUUGUCCGUAGAAUCCCCGCCGAGGCCUUCUACUACCUGGUGGAGCUCCAGUACCUCUGGUUGACUUAUAAUUCUGUGGUCAGCCUUGACGCCAGCAGCUUUUACAACCUGAAGCAGCUGCAUGAGUUGCGCUUGGAUGGAAACUCUCUGGCUGCUUUUCCUUGGACAUCUCUGAGGGACAUGCCCCGUCUAAGGACCCUGGAUUUGCACAAUAACAGAAUAACCAGUGUGCCAAAUGAGGCGGUCAGGUACCUGAAGAACCUCGCCUACUUGGAUUUAUCAAGCAACAGAUUAACCACACUUCCACCAGAUUUCCUGGAAAGCUGGUCCCACUUAGUUACAAUAUCGUCCAGAAGCCUGGACCUUUCACCAAGAAGAAUUAUUCUCGGUCUGCAGGACAACCCAUGGCUCUGUGACUGUCACAUUUCCAAAAUAAUGGCAUUGUCAAAAAUUGCUGACCCUGCAGUAGUACUUCUUGAUCCACUGAUGAUUUGCAGUGAACCUGAACGCCUCGCAGGGAUUUUGUUCCAGCGGGCUGAGUUGGAGCAGUGUCUAAAGCCAUCGGUGAUGACCUCGGCCACCCAGAUCACAUCUGCUCUGGGCAGUAAUGUUCUGCUGCGGUGUGAUGCCACUGGCUACCCCACCCCACAGCUCACGUGGAGCAGACCAGAAAGCUCGCCAGUUAAUUAUACAGUAAUUCAGGAAUCUCCAGGGGAGGGAGUCAGAUGGUCCAUAAUAAGCUUGACAGGCAUUUCUUACAUGGAUGCUGGGGAUUACAAAUGUAAGGCCAAAAAUUUGGCUGGGAUGUCAGAAGCUGUGGUUACUGUGACAGUGGUUGGUGUCGUCACAACGGCUAUAUCAUCAGACAGUUCUGAAAGAAGAACUGAGGAUCACCUGGAGGAAGAGGUCCAGCCAGGAUCUAGAAGAUCUACAUCUCUGCCUGAUUCAUCAUCCUCUCCGUGGCCUUACUCCUCCUCUCCUUCCUCCCCGGCUUCUUCUACUUUUCUUCCUACUUCUAGUUCGUCUCUUCCCUCCACCGCUUCUUUCUCCUUAUCUCCUUUCUUCUCCUCCCCUGUUUCUUCAACCACAACUCUAAGAACUAGAAUUUCCACAAGCACCACCAUGGCCAGGUGGCAGUCAUUCCGCCCAAAUGGAAAAAGAAAUUUAAAGGUGGAGAUAGGUGGCGGUAAGCUUCCCCUAGCUAGUGCAAGUAAAAGAGAAGAGUUGGCAUUGCUGGAUCGAGCCCUGCCUAUGGAGACGAAUGCCACAAUAGAAAACCUCCAGGUGGUCAGUGAGACCAAAGAGAGUGUGAUUUUGACGUGGAACACCAUUAACACCACACAGAACUCAGAAGUGACCGUGUUGUAUUCCAAGUAUGGUGAGAAGGACCUGCUGCUGCUUAAUGCAGACUCCAGCAAGAACCAGGUCACCAUAAAUGGCUUGUUGCCUGGUCGGCAAUAUAUAGCAUGUGUCUGUCCAAAAGGAAUGCCUCCCCAGAAAGACCAGUGUAUCACCUUUUCUACUGACAGAGUUGAAGAAGAAGGUGAUUCUCAAGGGUUUUUCCUUAUGGUGGUGAGUGGUGCUGCCUGUGUCAUUAUCUUGCCAUUGAUUUUUUUCUUGUUGUACAAAGUUUGCAAAUUGCAGUGUGCAUCAGAAUCCUUCUGGGAAGAUGAUUUGGCAAAAGAGACUUACAUCCAAUUUGAGACUCUGUCCCCCAGGUCUCAAAGUGUAGGGGAAUUUUGGACGCGAAGGCACAGAGACAAUUCAGAAAAAUUGCUGCUUUGUUCUAGGUCAAGUGUGGAAUCUCGGGACUUUUAAAAGUGAGGGUUCUGGACCAGAGUCUUACUGCUAAAGUCUUACAGCUCAGGCCCAUGUGAGCUCCACAACAUUUCUUCCACAAAAUUAAGG
Molecule: messenger RNA, 2687 nt
Organism: Camelus dromedarius (Arabian camel)
Lineage: Eukaryota; Metazoa; Chordata; Mammalia; Artiodactyla; Camelidae
Gene: LRIT3
Product: leucine rich repeat, Ig-like and transmembrane domains 3
Exons: 3
Coding region: 624-2597 (657 amino acids)
Molecular function (GO): protein binding
Source: RefSeq, a predicted model, not a curated record